Molecule: messenger RNA, 7270 nt
Organism: Callorhinus ursinus (northern fur seal)
Lineage: Eukaryota; Metazoa; Chordata; Mammalia; Carnivora; Otariidae
Gene: NAMPT
Product: nicotinamide phosphoribosyltransferase
Biological process (GO): NAD+ biosynthetic process
Molecular function (GO): nicotinamide phosphoribosyltransferase activity
Source: RefSeq, a predicted model, not a curated record
GGGGCGGGGGCGGGGAGCCGAGGUGAGGAGUCGGUCGGAGUCCCUCGGCUGAGAGCUCGAGAGCUACCGGCGCCACCACCCCCCGCCGCGUCACGGCUCCCGGGCCCGCCCUCCAGUGGCCCCUCCUCCCCACUCCGCUUCCCCCUCCUCUCCCCCGCCCCUCCGACCGAGCGGUGACUUAAGCAACGGAGCGCGGUGAAGCCCAUUUUUCUCCUUCCUCGCCGCCGCGCCGGGCAGCUCGCGGCGCGUGGCCCGCACACUCCCGCCCGAGAUGAAUGCUGCGGCAGAUGCCGAGUUCAACAUCCUCCUAGCCACCGACUCCUACAAGGUUACUCACUAUAAACAGUACCCACCCAAUACAAGCAAAGUUUAUUCCUACUUUGAAUGCCGUGAAAAGAAGACAGAAAACUCCAAGAUAAAGAAGGUGAAAUACGAGGAAACAGUAUUUUAUGGGUUGCAGUACAUUCUUAAUAAGUACUUAAAAGGCAAAGUAGUGACCAAAGAGAAGAUCCAGGAAGCCAAAGAGGUGUAUAGAGAGCAUUUCCAGGAUGAUGUCUUUAAUGAGAAGGGAUGGAACUACAUUCUUGAGAAAUAUGAUGGGCAUCUUCCAAUAGAAAUAAAAGCUGUUCCUGAGGGCUAUGUCAUUCCCCGAGGAAAUGUUCUCUUCACAGUGGAAAACACAGAUCCAGAGUGUUACUGGCUUACAAAUUGGAUUGAGACUAUUCUUGUUCAGUCCUGGUAUCCAAUCACAGUGGCCACAAAUUCUAGAGAGCAGAAGAAAAUAUUGGCCAAAUAUUUGCUGGAGACAUCUGGUAACUUAGAUGGUCUGGAAUACAAGUUACAUGAUUUUGGCUACAGAGGAGUUUCUUCCCAAGAGACUGCUGGCAUAGGAGCGUCUGCUCAUUUGGUUAACUUCAAAGGAACAGAUACAGUAGCAGGAAUUGCUUUUGUUAAAAAAUACUAUGGAACGAAAGAUCCUGUUCCAGGCUAUUCUGUUCCAGCAGCAGAACACAGUACCAUAACAGCUUGGGGGAAAGACCGUGAAAAAGAUGCUUUUGAACACAUAGUAACACAAUUUUCAUCAGUGCCUGUAUCUGUGGUCAGCGACAGCUAUGACAUUUACAACGCGUGUGAAAAAAUAUGGGGUGAAGACCUAAGACAUCUAAUACUGUCAAGAAGUACAGAGGCACCACUGAUAAUCAGACCUGAUUCUGGAAAUCCUCUGGACACUGUAUUAAAGGUUUUGGAUAUUUUGGGUAAGAAGUUCCCUGUUACUGAGAACUCAAAGGGCUACAAGUUGCUGCCACCUUAUCUUAGAAUUAUUCAAGGGGACGGAGUAGAUAUCAAUACCUUACAAGAGAUUGUAGAAGGCAUGAAGCAAAAAAAAUGGAGUAUUGAAAACAUUGCCUUCGGUUCUGGUGGAGCUUUGCUACAGAAGUUAACAAGAGAUCUCUUGAAUUGUUCCUUCAAGUGUAGUUAUGUUGUAACCAAUGGCCUUGGGAUUAAUGUCUUCAAGGACCCAGUUGCUGAUCCCAACAAAAGAUCCAAAAAGGGUCGGUUAUCUUUACAUAGGACACCAGCAGGGAAUUUUGUUACACUUGAGGAAGGAAAAGGAGACCUUGAGGAAUAUGGUCAUGAUCUUCUCCAUACUGUCUUCAAGAAUGGGAAGGUGACAAAAAGCUACUCAUUUGAUGAAAUAAGAAAAAAUGCAGAGCUGAAUAUGGAACUGGAAGUAGCACCUCAUUAGGCUUUAUGAGUGGGUGUGUGUGCUCGCCUGCGUGUGUGUGUGUGUACGUGCAUGCACACACGUGGACACCUGCGUGUGAGUAUAUAAUAAUGUUUAUUGUACAGAUGUGUGGGGGUUUGUGUUUUAUGAUACAUUACAGCCAAAUUAUUUGUUGGUUUAUGGACAUACUGCCCUUUCAUUUUUUUUUUUUUUCCAGUGUUUAGGUGAUCUCAAAUUAGGAAAUGCACUUAACCAUGUAAAAGAUUAAUGCUAAAGUAAGCUUUUUAGGGCCCUUUGCCAGUAGAUAGUAAUUCAAUCUGGUAUUGAUCUUUUCACAAAUAACAGAACCCAGAAACUUUUAUAUAUAACUGAAGAUCACAUAAAACAGAUUUGCAUAAAAUUAUCAUUGAUUGCUUUAUGUUUAUAUUUAACUUGUAUUUUUGUACAAACAAGAUUGUGUAAGAUAUAUUUAAAGUUUCAGUGAUUUAACAGUCUUUCCAACUUUUCAUGAUUUUUAUGAGCACAGACUUUCAAGAAAAUACUUGAAAAUAAAUUACAUUGCCUUUUGUCCAUUAAUCAGCAAAUAAAACAUGGCCUUAACAGAGUUGUUUGUGUUAUUGUACAAUUUGAAAAUUAUGUCAGGACAUACCCUAUAGAAUUACUAACCUCACUGCCCCUUGUAGAAUAUGUAUUAAUCAUUCUACAUUAAAGAAAAUAAUGGUUUUACUGGAAUGUCUAGGCACUGUACAGUGAUUAUGUAUGUUGGUCAUUGUAUUGUACCAGUGAAAUGCCAAAUUUGAAGGCUUGUACUGCAAUUUUAUAUGUCAGAUACUGCCUGUGGCUCUAACAUGCACCUCAAGAUUUUAAGGAGAUGUUUUUAGAGAGAAUUUCUGCUUCCACUAUAGAAUAUAUACAUAAAUGUAAAAUAUUAACAAAAGUGGAAGUAGUGUAUUUUAAAGUAAUUACACUUCUGAAUUUAUUUUUCCUAUUCUAUAGUUGAUAUGACUUAAAUGAAUUACCGGAAUGGGUAGUGAGUGUACUUAUUUUAAAUGUUUUGAUUCUGUUAUAUUUUCAUUAAGUUUUUUAAAAAUUAAAUUGGAUAUUAAAUUGUAUGGACAUCAUUUAUUAAUUUUAAACUGAAUCCCUCAAAUAAUGCUCAACCAAGUUCUUAAAUGAGGAUAAAUUAAAGCAUGAUGACAUGAGUUUGAAUAGAAGAAUCUUAACCAAGAGUAGUAAGUUGGCUACAUUCAAAGUGUUCAACAUCAAAAUGUGAUUAACUGCUAGAUUCUGACUCAGUCAUCACAUCUGACUAGAGACCAGUUUCAAUGAUUCUUUUCUAUUUACAUCUGUUCUGAGGCAGGAGUUGGCCAGCUAUGGCCCACAGGCCAAGUUCAGACUGCUCUCCUUUUUGUAAAUAUUGUCUAUGACUGCUUUCUCAGGACAGUGCAGAAAUCGAGUAGUUACAUAGUGACUGUAUGACCCACAAAGCGUGAGAAGUUUAAUUAUCUGGCCCUUUGCAGAAAAAGUUUGUUGACUCCUGGGGUCUAAGAAAAGGAGUGUGUGCCUUGAAGUUUAAGAGAAAUGUUGAUUUCCAGGGAAGGGAGGAAGCUAUAUGUUGAUAAGGAGUUUGUCUCUCUUUUGUCCUUUCUCUUCUUAUUCAAGAAUCUGAUCUUGGAAGACUGAUUUUGAAAGCUUUAACUACAUGACAUUAAAUGUGAAACUUUAAAAAUUAAAAAGCCAUAAAUCAUCUGUCCUAAACAGUUACAUGAGAAAGGUAUUUAUCAGUAGAAUAAUGUCUCUUAAAAACAUCAUUAAAAAGAACAUGGUUUUUGCAGAUGAUUCUAAACACUUGUUUAUUGAGAAUAAUAAGCAUUAUUCACUUUUAUUAAGAGUUUUCAUCCUGUAAUUCCUAGUGGAAAAUAAUUUUAAGCUGAUUCUUUUAAAUGUAUCAAGUAAAAAUUAGUAUUAAAAACACAGCUUUCUUCACAAAAUGUGCUAAGGGGCUUCUAGAGAAUUAAAAAACCAUAUUUAUUACCAAAUAACAACUUUGAUAACCACCCGUAAUUUUGAUUUUGUUUAAACAUCGGAAUUAUACUAGAGACAAUAUUCUUUGUGUACUGUGAAUCCCAGCAGUUUCAGAGUAGCUAGAGGAGUUUUAUUUUAAAACUUUCAGUGAAUGCUAAACUCUGUACGUUUGUACAUGGCCAUAGAUUGCAGAGGGGUGGAAUGAUUAAUUAGCCACUUGGAACUGAUUCAUCUGAAUUUCUGUGACUAAGCACUUAAUAUUUGGCCAUCCCCAUUCUCAGUAGCAAAUGGUUGACAUAGUUAUCAAAUAGAAUUCUGCUGUGUGUCACCUUUAAAUCAGCCUGACUCUUCCAGACAAAAGCAAAUGGCAUGUAUGGGUUUGCUUCAGUCAUUAGAUUUGCAGUUGAUGUCAGUUAAUCCCUCUCAAUUCAUAAUAUCAUGAAGUAUUUGUAUUUUAAAUAGAAGAUAGGAGUUCUGCAUUAAGACUCUUUAUUUGUAUUCUAUACUUCAAGUCAAAUGGUUUUAAUGAUUAUCCCUUAUUUCCUUUCUUUAAAUAAAUUGUUAUGAAAAUAUUUUAUAAUGAAAUUCAUCUUGGAGAACUAGAAAGAGAAAAAUGGCAAGGUAAUUAUUGUUCUGUUUGCCAUAAUUUAGAAUUCAACACUUCAAGGCUUUUGUAGUUUUACAUUCCUUUUUAACCCAUUCAGUGGAGAACGUCCAGCUUUUCUCCCAAGUUGUAUGUCAAUUCUAAUAUGUAUACAACAUCAAAGGUGAACAUGUAAUAAACAUGGAAAUAAAGUUUAGCUCUGUUAGUGAAAUGAUAAAGUUGACUGUGUGCUUCAAAUACUGGCCAUUUCGAGAUUUACCCCCUUUUAGGUAUUCCUCCAAUUCAAAGAACGAGAAAAGGAGAGAGGCAUCAAGGACGACUGCUCUAUUUCCUGCCUUGUGCAGCUAUCUGAAUGGCAGUGCCUCUUACUAAGGACACUGAAGGGAGACCAGAUUUGGGGGGAAAGGGCACGAGUCCUAGGUUAAGAUCUGAGAUGCCAUAGAGACAUCUAAAUGUGGCUAUCAGGGACACGGGGGUCUCCAGGUACGAAUGUGAUGUACAGCUGGUCAUGAGAGACACAGGAAAGGGUACUUCUCUAGGGAGACAGACGACGGCCUGGCAAACCAUAUGCCACACCCAGCCCGUCUGUUUUUGUAAAUGCAGUUUGAUUGGAACAGGCCACCCGCAUCGGUCCCAUUAUUGCCUGUGGCUGCUUUCACGCUACAGUGGCACAACUGAGAAGUUGUGACAAAGACCUUAAGGCCUGCAGAGCCUAAAAUCAUUUGCUUUAUGGCCCUUUAAAGAAAAAAAUGUGCCAAUCUCUGCUGGAGGAAGGGUAUAAAGAAAAGAGGACCCAGGGCAAACUCCGGGGAACUCUAAAAAGUUAAGUGGCAGAAGCUAAGCAAAGAAGCCGGACAGGUAGAAGCUAAAGAGAUGAAGGGAAAACCAGGAGGAGUAAAGGAAGGAUGAAAGAAGGGAGUGCUUCUGCACGGUGUCGAUGCCGCCGAGAGACCGAGUAGAGGGAGGGACUACAGGCGCCCGCUGGACUGAACCUGGAAAGAACUAGCGGCUUACAGACAGACAUUCCCUCCACAGCAGUAGAGACGGCACACGGCAGAAAGCGGCCGCCUUACAAAACUGAAUUCUGGAUGUAAAAGAGAGGCAAGAAAUGAGGCAACAGAGUGUCUUCCCUUCCUUCCCUUUUUAGCUCCUGCUAAAGGAUUCGGGAAAGAGGGAGAAGUUGAAGGUAACAGAGCCAGGAGGACUCCAUGAUGGUGCUGGGGUCCAAAGAGGGUGGAAGACGAUGGGGUCCAAAGCACUGGUCGAGGGACUGGCACGCUUGCAGACGGGCGUGGGAUAGGUGCGCGUGCAGGCUGUGGUUUUCUCUAUGAAGCCAGAGACCAAAGGGGAUUGGGCUUUUGAAAAAGGAGGUUUUAAAAUAGUUUUUGUGGGGAGUAUAAUAGGACUACAGAACAGUGUGGAGGACCCAACUGUUUGGUGACUGAGAACUUGAAAGUGAAAGUUGUGAUUCUUUCGUUCCGUUCCAUAGUAGCAUCCUGAUGCCUGGGUGCGGACACGGAGAACAUGGAGAUACGGGGUGUUUUGCCAGAUGAGUCUGAUAAAACAACGGGAUGCUAAUUGAGUAAUUACUGAAAUAAUGGUCCUACGUAGCUAAACUGGACAGGUAAGGACGUGAGGGCUACGCAGAGCACCGGGAAGGUGGUAGGGAGCCCGAGGGACAGUCUGAUAGCAGCUCUGAUCUACUGGGAGUUGCUGGAACAGGCAGGUUUGAGAGGACAGGAGACACUAGUCUCAGACCAGGAUGCUUGGAUUAACCAUCGGAGAGUAGCAAGUUCAUGGUGUACGACUUUCCGGGGUAGGACCUUGCAGUGGCUAAAUGCAGACGAUCAUGAGACACAAAACAAGAUCAGGAAACCCGAGAGGGGAGUUGGGUUGGACAGUGGACGUUAGAAUCAUCCAGAAGGAUGGCAGAAGUUGAAGUAGUAGAAGAAAGCUGUAUGAGGCACCAGCAUGUUCAGUGAGUGAAGGAAAGGGGCUGGGAGGUCAACAGGAGGCAGCAACAGUGAGCUGUGUGAGCCUCGAAGGGACCGGGCAGUGGGGACUGCUGACCCAGGCCAGCCUGCAAGAGGAGGAGCCCAGCCUCUCCAAAGCGUCCAAGCAUGCGUGGACAAGUACAAACUGAUAAAAAGCACUUUGCGUAUUGCCAGAGGUUUGAUGUCCUUUACCAGGCACUCAGUCAGUAUUUGUUGACAUCGUGAAUGGAGGAAAGGAAUAAUCUCAAUAAAAAAUGUAUUGAUUUUAUUAGCGUGCUACAAACACCCCUUCCAUUGACAUAGGCCCAAGUGUUCAAGCCUUUAAGUGCAUUUUUGAAAUUGCAUUUUUUUAUUUUGGAUGGUUUGAAUGUUUCAAGAUUUACAUUUUGUUUAUAGUUAUUUUUAAAAAAGCAGCCAAAUAAAACCAGUCACCGCUCAUGUAUUCAGGUUCUUCCCACCUCAUUUUAAAUUCCUAUUUUAUUUGAAGUUUCUCUAAUUGUGACCUGUUCCCCAGAGACAACUCCAUCUUUAUUUGGUUCACAGUUAUUUGUUCUACUAAAACUUAGGAAAAUAUUUGUUUAGGUUAUUCCAGCAAAGAGAAAUAUGUUCUUGAAAGGAAUUUUAGAAUCAAAUUACCAACUUCACCCAAAUUUCUUUAACUAACAUAGAAGUGGGCCUUGAUAAUCAGGAAUUUGCCCGUAGACUACCACAGGGCAACUGAGCCUUCACCUUCCUGGUAUAAAGACUCUUGGUGACUUAGUAGUAGUAGUAGUAGUAGUAGUAGUAGUAGUAGUAGUAGUAGUAUUCACAGGAGACAUGGGGCUUUUACCACAUUUCAGGGCUUGUGCUGCUCUCUUGGUGAGCAGAAGUUGACAGUUGACUUUUCUACCGGUUUAUAGCAUCGUCUCUGCAAAAAAAAAA